GUACACGCGACACGAGUUGACUGCGACUGUGACUGUGACUGCGACUGCGACGCGUGCGAACUCAACGCAAAGCUGUGACUUCACGUGAAACCGUAACAGUAACAGUAACAGUAACCGAAAGCCGCCGCCGUCGUUCGCAACGUGAAAAAAAAAUAAAAUUGUAUUUAAGUCCAUAUUAAGAAACAAAUAUCGAAACAAUUGCAUUUUGUUAUAAUUUUUUUAUGGUGUGCCUGAGAAAACAAAACAUAAGAUAAGCAACAAGAAGAAGCAGAAAAGUGUAUCUAAAAUAUGCAAAAACUGUUCCGUGCCACAUAAAGCAAAGAUAUAUUUAAGUAACAGUUCCCAACAAAAAGUAAUCGAUAAAAAAAAGAAGAGAAGAGAAGAAGAGGGAAAAGAAAACGUCACGACGUCGUCGCCCGGGUCAAUAAUGCUGGUGCCGUCGGACAUGAUCGCGGCACAGUCCAAGAUGGUCUAUCAAAUGAACAAAUAUUGUGCGGAUCGUGUGCAGGUGCGCAAGGCGCAGAUCCACAAACAGAUCCAGGAGGUCUGUCGCAUCGUUCAGGAUGUGCUCAAAGAGGUGGAGGUGCAGGAGCCCCGCUUCAUAUCCUCCCUGAACGACUACAACGGCCGCUUCGAGGGCCUGGAAGUGAUCUCACCCACAGAGUUCGAAAUCAUCAUCUACCUCAACCAGAUGGGCGUCCUCAACUUUGUGGACGACGGCACCCUGCCCGGCUGUGCCGUGCUCAAGCUGAGCGACGGACGCAAGCGUUCCAUGUCCCUCUGGGUGGAGUUCAUCACCGCCUCGGGCUAUCUGUCCGCGCGCAAGAUUCGCUCCAGAUUCCAGACGUUGGUGGCCCAGGCGUGCGACAAGUGCGCCUACCGCGACAUCGUCAAGAUGAUCGCCGACACCACCGAGGUGAAGCUGCGGAUCAGGGAGCGCAUCAUUGUGCAAAUCACGCCCGCCUUCAAGUGCGCCGGCCUCUGGCCACGCUCGGCCUCGCACUGGCCGCUGCCCGGCAUACCCUGGCCGCAUCCCAAUAUUGUUGCAGAGGUUAAGACUGAGGGCUUCGAUAUGCUUUCCAAGGAGUGCAUUGCGCUCCAGGGCAAGAACUCCGCCAUGGAGGGCGAUGCCUGGGUGCUCAGCUUUACAGACGCCGAGAAUCGUCUCUUGCAAGGUGCAAGUCGCCGUCGUUGCCUUAGCAUAUUGAAGACACUGCGCGAUCGUCAUUUGGACCUGCCGGGCAAUCCCGUAACAUCGUACCAUCUGAAAACCUUGCUGCUCUACGAAUGCGAGAAACAUCCGAGGGAGAUGGAGUGGGAGGAGAACUGCAUCGCGGAUCGGAUCAAUGGCAUAUUCCUACAGUUGAUCUCGUGCCUGCAGUGCCGUCGCUGUCCGCACUACUUCCUGCCCAAUAUGGAUCUCUUCAAGGGCAAGUCUCCCGGUGCUCUCGAGAAUGCCGCCAAGCAGGUCUGGCGCCUGACGCGCAUCAUGCUGACCAAUGUGCGUUGCCUGGAGGAGUUGUAGGGAUCCCAACAAAUUUGUGAGAUGGUUUUACACAACGAUUCUCUCUAUCUCUCUCUCUCUUUCUCUCUCUUUCUCUUUUUUUAUUUUCUUUAUGAUU
Molecule: messenger RNA, 1622 nt
Organism: Drosophila novamexicana
Lineage: Eukaryota; Metazoa; Arthropoda; Insecta; Diptera; Drosophilidae
Gene: mab-21
Product: protein mab-21
Exons: 2
Coding region: 428-1525 (365 amino acids)
Source: RefSeq, a predicted model, not a curated record